AUGGCGACGGCGGAAGAUAAAGUCGAGGCUGGCGACAUUACCAAUGUGCGGAGCCACCGGGCACCUGAAGGCGAGCUGAAGGAGACUGGCCGAGACACCGAACUUACUCAAACAUAUGGUUCGACCCAUCGUGGUCUGAAACCCCGACAUGUACAGCUCAUGGCUAUUGGUGGCUCCAUUGGAAUCGGCAUCUGGGUCGGUAUCGGUGGUGUUUUGAGCAAGGCUGGCCCCCUCUCGCUAAUCUUGGGAUAUGCAAUCUGGGGUGUUUUGUUCAUUUGGCCUCUCUAUCUUGUUGUUGCGGAAAUGUGUGCUUAUCUGCCCGUCCGCGGUUCCAUCUUCGAGUUGGCCUCUCGCUUUGUCUGCCCAUCGAUCGGCUUCACCAUGGGAUGGACGUAUUUUUUUGCGGGACUCAUGCUGGUUUGUACUGAAUUGAGUGCCAUUGCAACGGUCAUGCAGUCUCUAUGGGCAUGGGAGUUUGCAUUAUUCUCAAUAAUCGUGGCCGUGAAGUGGUAUGGAGAGUCCGAGUUUAUCAUGGCUUCUACCAAGGUCUUUUUGCUGGUUCUCCUCGUUCUUAUCACUAUCGUUACGAUGUCGGGCGGGAAUCCCCUGCAUGACGCGUAUGGUUUCCGGAACUGGAAUGACGGUGCUAUGCAUGCAUACCACACGACAGGUGCGACAGGGCGGUUCCUUGGGGUUUGGAAGGUUGUUAUAUACGCUGGUUUUACCGUGGCUGGUCCUGAUAUGAUCGCUCUAGCCGCUGGAGAGAUUCAAAACCCCCGCCGAACGAUCCCUCGCGUCGCAAGCCUGAUAUUAUACCGUAUUGUUGGAUUCUACAUCAUCGGAGUUGUCGCCGUCGGUGUCAUCUGCUCCUCCCGAGAUAAAGGGCUACUCGGUGCUAUUGAGGACGGCAAGCCUGGUGCUGGAGCGAGUCCGUGGGUUAUUGGGAUCCAGAAUCUCGGUAUAAGCUUUCUUCCUCACUUCAUCAACGCUUUCAUCCUGCUCUCUGGAUGGUCCUGUGGUAAUGCUUAUCUUUACUCGGCGUCCCGGACGCUCUACGGUCUUGCUCGCGAUGGCCAAGCACCAGCCUUCCUGAACAAGUGCACAAAAGCUGGAGUGCCGAUCUACUGUGUGCUGAUUACCACCCUAAUUAGCUGCAUCACUUUCCUUGCCGCUUCUAACAAGGCCGUUGACGUAUUCUACUGGUUUGUCGAUCUUACGACAACGGCACUCAUCGCAACAUACGUCUUCAUGCUCAUCACAUAUAUGGGGUUCUGGCGUGCCCGUCAAGCCCAGGGGUUGACUGAUGAGCACUUUUACUACGUCGCCCCCUAUACGCCCUGGAGCCCCAUCGUGUCUUUGGUCAUGGGAAGUGUAGCGUUGUUCUUCGUUGGGUUCGACGUCUUCUCUCCGUGGGAUACUAGAGGCUUCAUCACCUCUUACUUUGCUCUCUUCUUCGCCUUUUUCAUGUUUUUGGUUGGCAAAAUCAAAUAUAUGCUCGAGGGCCGGUGCGGCUAUGGAUUCGUUAAGCCAGCUGAGGCGGAUCUCCAUAGUGGUAUGGCGGAGAUUAAUGCUGAGUGUAGACAAUGGGAAGAAGGGGGCCUUGAGGAGACUGAGAAGGCUCGUCUGGCUGAGAUGCCAUUUUGGCGCAGGGUGUGGGAAAAGACGUGGUAG
Clonostachys rhizophaga is the source of this 1671-nucleotide messenger RNA. The record is from the annotation of a GenBank genome assembly. Lineage: Eukaryota; Fungi; Ascomycota; Sordariomycetes; Hypocreales; Bionectriaceae.